AUGGCAGCCUACUCAAGCCAUGCUUUGAAAACCAUCCCUUCUUCUUCCUUUGUGAAACCUGUCACUGCCAAAACAACAUCAUUCCUCACACCCUCAAAUACCAAACCUUUCUCACCAUUCACCUCAUCAAACCAUUCUCUCGUCAAAAGUCUCAACUUGAACUCCACUUUGCCACACUCUUAUUUGUCUUCAGUUCCCAAGAAAUCUUUCACUUGCAGAAGCCAGGCUCAGCCUGUUGACUCUGAAAAAGUCCAAGAACUGAGUGUGUAUGAAAUCAACGAGCGAGACCGUGGAAGCCCUGUUUAUCUUCGAUUGAGUUAUAAAAGUGUCAAUUCCCUUGGUGAUUUAGUCCCCUUUAGCAACAAGUUGUAUACUGGAGAUUUGCAAAAGCGCAUUGGGAUAACAUCUGGUAUUUGUAUUUUGAUCCAAAACAAAGCUGAAAAGAAAGGUGACAGGUAUGAAGCAAUCUUCAGCUUCUACUUUGGAGACUAUGGUCACAUAGCAGUGCAGGGACCCUACCUGACUUAUGAGGACUCAUAUUUGGCUGUGACUGGAGGAUCUGGAAUUUUUGAGGGAGUUAAAGGUCAAGUGAAGCUGCAUCAAAUUGUGUAUCCUUUCAAGAUUUUGUACACAUUUUAUCUAAAGGGUAUCAAGGAUUUGCCCCAGGAGCUUCUUGUGAAGACUGUUGAACCCAUUCCAUCUGUUGAAGCUUCCCCUGCUGCUAAGGCCCUUGAGCCUAAUGCUACCAUUGCUGGCUUCACAGACUAA
Molecule: messenger RNA, 768 nt
Organism: Sphenostylis stenocarpa
Lineage: Eukaryota; Viridiplantae; Streptophyta; Magnoliopsida; Fabales; Fabaceae
Source: the annotation of a GenBank genome assembly